CGGAGGCAGCACAGACGGAAAGCAACUUACAGGAAGUCAAACUUCAGGAAUUUGUUGGCUUCGACAGCUCUCGUACAAAUCGGACAGAAAAAAAAUCUGGACGUCCGUUUUGUUGCUGAGCAGCUGGCUUGUAGCAAUGGACAAGCUUCGUCGUGUGCUCAGCGGCCGAGAGGAGAAUGAAGAGCUGGGCCUGACAGCACAGGUCCUCGAUUCCAGCACUCUCAGUUUCAGCACCAGGGUGAAAUGGUUUUUCAUAUGCUUUGCUUCAGGCGUCCUGUGUUCGAUUCUCGGCACAGCGCUACUGUUCCUUCCCAAAGGUCUCAGCCUUUUCGCCGUCUUUUACACUCUUGGCAAUGUUGCAGCACUUGCCAGCACCUGCUUCCUAAUGGGACCUUUAAAACAGCUGAAGCGCAUGUUUGAACCAACCAGACUGAUAGCCACCGUCGUUAUGCUGCUCUGCCUCGUUUUAACACUCUGUGCCGUGUUUUGGUGGCAUAAAAAGGGAUUGGCAAUCAUCUUCUGUAUUCUGCAGUUUUUGGCCAUGACAUGGUAUAGCAUUUCUUACAUUCCAUUCGCCAGGGAUGCUGUGAUGAAGUGCUUCACAACCUGUCUCAGUUAAAUCUCAUGACCCCAGAAUUUCCUUGAAGACUGGUCCUAAUACACAAACUGCAAGAGUGGUGAUUUUGUAAAGUAAACAUCAAUACACACCCUGGAUCUCUAAAUACUUUGGUAUGGCUAUUUCAUACUGUGAAUUCUUGCCUGUCAGGUAUAGCUAAAAGAGCUAUAUCAGCUAUAUUUGGAUCAACAACAACAUUCUCUGUCUUUUGCUUUUAAUAUCAGAAUGACGAGUGCCUUUGAUGCCUAAUAUAUUUAAAGAGAUUGCUAUAUUUUCCUGAUGAUUUUUAAGCCAUUUGAUUGCAGGGAUUCAAGUUUGGGAUAUGUACCUUUAUACACAAACGACCAAGUACAUAUUAUAUUUUAAACAGUUUCACUUUUUUCCUUUUUUUUUUUUUUUUGAUGGUCUGGUUUCAUACACUCAAGCAUCAUUAAAGCUUUGUUUCUAUUUUCUGUCUGUUCAUGAGGCACUGAUGUAUAAAAAACAUUUUCCAGAUGCUAUUCCAUGUUUUUAUGUGAUUAUUUUCCCUUUGGCAAGUUACUGCUUCACUGAUAUUGCACUGAGAUACAUACUGUCUACAGCUUCUUCUUCUUUUUUUUCUCUCUCAUUGAAGAUAUAAGAAAAGCACUCCUGUCUUAUGUGUGUCAAUAUUCAGUGUGUAUUUGAAAAUACCUGCGACUUCACUCAAUUAAAUCUUCUCACAAUCUGCA
Salarias fasciatus (jewelled blenny) is the source of this 1326-nucleotide messenger RNA. It is a transcript of the gene sft2d1, whose product is annotated as SFT2 domain containing 1. Gene Ontology annotation, biological process: vesicle-mediated transport. Gene Ontology annotation, cellular component: membrane. The record is from RefSeq and is a predicted model, not a curated record. Bases 137 to 619 code for a protein of 160 amino acids. The transcript has 8 exons. NCBI's taxonomy places the organism in Eukaryota, Metazoa, Chordata, Actinopteri, Blenniiformes, Blenniidae.